AUGAAGUGGUUUAUUGUAAUUAGUCUUUUUGUUUACUAUUCGUCGCUGAGUGAGGGCAGCGCGAUAGGAGUCACACCAAACGAAGCAAUUGAAAAAUUGCCAGAAGUCAUAGAUGGUACAGAACAAGCUUAUAUCAAAACAACAGAAUCCAGUACCUUUGAAGAUGUCCGGAUAGAAGAGGAAUGUUUGCCGCGUAGCGAAUGGCAGAGCAACUGCCACUCUUGUCGUUGUUCUGACGCGGGCAGAGCCAUCUGCACCAAGUUAGACGUCUGUGAUAAAGGCAUUUUUGGAGAACCACUAAAGUGCAAACCACAAACGUCAUUCAAAAGAGACUGCAAUACGUGCAGAUGUCUUGAUAAUGGUCUAGUUCUUUGCACGCUAAAGGGAUGUUCGAAGCUCACUAUUCCCGACGAAUCCAAAAUACUACCGGGGAAAGAAUGUUCUCCGGGAACGAGAUGGAAAAGUAGAUGUAAUGAGUGUGUAUGUUCUCCAGAAGGUUUAACUAACUGCAGCAAGAAUGAUUGUCCUGGACAGGAAAAUGAACCAGAAAUGCACUGUGCCCCUGAUUCUAUAUGGAAGGAUGAUUGUAAUUCUUGUUGGUGCACUACUUCUGGGUAUGCUAUGUGUACCAGGAUAGGAUGUUCGUUGAAUGUUGUCACAAAUUGGAAUCCAAAACCAAAUAAAAAAGUAGAAAAUACGACGCCACAAGCGAUCCAUAUGCAAUUACUAACAAACAACAGACCGUAUACGACUCAUAAAAUAGAGAAGCGCGAUGUUUGUACUUCUGGAGCAAUAUUACAAGUGGAUUGCAAUAUAUGUAUUUGUUCUGAAGAUGGUGUACAGAUCACUUGUACCGCUAGACCUUGUUUUGGCAGUAAUGACGAUUUGAAUGAACAAAAGAACCAGCUCACGAAACUUAUCGAAACAAAUUCUUUUGACAACCAAUUGAGUAAUAGAAAACGAACGAUAUGUAAACCAAACUCUUUAUUCAAAUUGAGCUGCAAUGAAUGUGAAUGUGCAGUGGAUGGAUUGAGCUAUUCGUGUACUGCCGAUGAUUGUGAUGAACGAUCUAUCACUGAUGAUGUUGAGGUGUUUAAAGAGGAGGAUGGUCCGGAUCACAUAGAGCGUCACUCAGUAUGCAAGCCCAGAGGAACCUUUCAUAUGGGAUGCAACACUUGCCAAUGCAAUGUCGACGGCACUAACUAUUCCUGCACAAAUAAGCCUUGUCCACUGCCUGAUGAUGUUGAGAUAUUCAAGGAGUUGGAGGCUCCAAAAUCAGUGUUCAACGCUACAAAGGCGAUCGUAUGUUCAGCUAAUCGGAUGUUUAUUAAGGACUGUAACACUUGUUGGUGUAAUAAGGAUGGAACUGGUUUCUCCUGCACUAGGAAAGUUUGUAUAGUUGAACCAGAUGAGAAUAUUGAGGAAAGUACUGAGAAAUUGAGUACGCUUAAGCAAAAAUGUCGUCCAGAUGAAGUUUUUGAGAUCGAUUGUAAUACUUGUCGGUGCAGUACUGAUGGCCAGUCAUAUUCCUGUACCCGUCGUAUUUGUUUCCCCGACACUGAUGAUAAGGACAAAAAUCCUGCCAAAAGUUUACCAGCUUCAGUAAUAGAGAACGUCUUUAGAAAAAAACGCGCUACAUCACAGGGCACACCAAAAAACUGUCAGCCUAAUCAAGAAUUCAGACUGGACUGCAAUAAAUGCCUGUGUGACAACGAGGGACAGAAUUUCUCUUGCACGCGUAUUGACUGUACCGCCCUUAACAAUAACAACAACGGCGGUGACAGGGCGAAACGAGAAGUAGCAUCCCAAGAGCAGAAGGAUUGCCCUCCAGGUAGCGUCUUCGAUCAGGGAUGUAAUGUCUGCCAAUGCACAAAAGACGGUAACCACGCAGUAUGCACAAUGAAAAGAUGUCACGAAGAAACCACAGAUAACGACAUCAAUGCACCUGAGAGUGAUCCGAACUUCCGUUGCAAUCCUGGCGAGCAAUUCAAACGUGGCUGCAAAGACUGUACCUGUUCUGCUGAUGGGAAGAGCGUCUUCUGCACAUUACGUCUUUGCGACCAAGACAUCAACCCGGCUUUGUAA
Molecule: messenger RNA, 2085 nt
Organism: Leptosia nina
Lineage: Eukaryota; Metazoa; Arthropoda; Insecta; Lepidoptera; Pieridae
Source: the annotation of a GenBank genome assembly